Eremothecium sinecaudum is the source of this 4605-nucleotide messenger RNA. It is a transcript of the gene ULS1, whose product is annotated as translocase ULS1. NCBI's taxonomy places the organism in Eukaryota, Fungi, Ascomycota, Saccharomycetes, Saccharomycetales, Saccharomycetaceae. The record is from RefSeq and is a predicted model, not a curated record. The coding region runs from base 1 to 4605 and encodes 1534 amino acids. Gene Ontology annotation, molecular function: ATP-dependent chromatin remodeler activity; ATP binding. The transcript has a single exon. Gene Ontology annotation, cellular component: cytoplasm.
AUGCCUGCUGAGGAGUAUAUCGUGGAUUUGACGUCAGGUGAUGAAGAAGUCGAUUCACAACAGCAGAAACAUAUCCCCGAGAAUUCAACUGGAGCACGUCUACAGGGGCUCGGGAGUUUCCAGAGAGCAUAUAAUAAUGAUAUAAAUGGAAUGAGUGGUAGCGAUGUUUCCCAAAUUGAGAAUGGGAUAUCGUUAGAGAGGAUCGGUGAGCAUACUGAUAACUUGCAUACAUCAAGGAAUUCGUUUAAAAAACGUAAAUUGAGCGAUAGUGCAGAUGGCAAGAGAAGAACAGAUUUCGGGGGCGAUGUGGAUGGGCUUAGUGACUUUGAAAGUGCUUCAGAGGAAAUUUACUCCGUAGAAGGGGAUUUGAAGGACGAUCCAUUAUUAAAGAAGGUGUUAGAGGAGCCUGUUAAGGCUGAGACUUCGAUAUCAUCUGUGCCAAGAUUGGCGGAAAAUGGACCUAAUGAUAAUAGCCCUAUAAUUUUGCUCAGCAGUGGUGAUGAAGAUGAAACCACCGGUGUUACAGGAUCGCUACCUCAGAGUGUUCAUGACUACAGAGAUCUUGAAGAAAGUGAUAUGUUGCAGAGCGAUGAAUUCGAACCUGAGGUAUAUCGUAAAAGGGUGCUGGAGAACCUUGCAGACAGGGAGCAAAUGUAUUACAAUAAAAUGGCUAAAUUGCGAAUUGCCAGAGAGAUUUUACGAGGUAAAAUUAAGCACAGAAAUGAACGUAUUAAGCAUGACAAUACAGAAGAAGAGCAGUCGCUGCGAAGGGCCAACAACCAUACCCAGGAAGUAUUGGCUAGAACAGUAUCUGAGCUAAAAGAAGUAGAAAAGGCAUUCUCUACUUUUCAGCGUGAAAAGCGUGAAAAACUAUUAGAAUUGCAGCUACAGCUGCUUGAUAAAGACGCAGAUAAAAAGUCAUAUAAUCAAAUAAAAAGAGCAUUGUUGAAAGUUCAACUAGAUAAUGCUGGACAAAAGUACAAAGGUAACACGAGUCUACAGGUAGAACUUGAUAGAAUAAGAAAAGAGAUAGAUGCGAUUGACAGGGAUUCUAAGGCACUUGACGAAGAAGCGAAUGUCAAGUCACAUAUUUUGUUCCGAAAUAGUUGCAAAAGAGCGUUAGAGCUACUCGAGGGUACAAACCGAUCUACCGAGAAUAAAAGUUUGAUUCGGGAUAAACUGGGCAAGCUUCUAGAAUACGAGAAUAUGGUUUAUAACAUGGAGAGCACAACUCCAGAAGAUAGAAAACAGGUCUUUGAAGCAAUUAAUGAGUUAAAAAACCAGGGGAUAAAAAUGCCUGUAGUGUAUAAUAGAUUAGAAGAACUGGGAGCUACCAAAGAAAAUGGAAUGUUAAAUAAUGGAAAGCAGGAGAUUAUUGGGAUAGAUGAUUUGGACAAAUAUAAAACGGAUUUGGGUGCUGGUACCGAUACAAAUCCCAUGACUAAAAACAGUGAAGCACUUAUGUUUUCUCAGACUAUUGCAAAGGUUCGCUCCAUUUUGGCGACUUUGAACCGUAGUGACGAAAUCAAAAACCAGAUUAACUACUCUCUAGGUAUUAUCGAUUCGUACCAGGAACUAGUCAAUAGUGGAAUAAGUCCAAAUAUGGAAAAAAAAUCUGAAGCCAUUGCUGCACUACGAAAUUUACACAAGCAUGGUGUCAAGAUGCCUUUUGUCAAUCAAGUUCUGGAGCGCCAAGGAUUAAACUGGAAAUUUGAUCCUCAUGGCGCUAUCCGAAAUAUUGUGGAUGCGAGGAGGCUCAUAAGAGAUAAUCAUAACAGGAGUGAAGAAACUAAACAAGCAAUAUACUCGCUUCUAAACAUUGCAGAGGAGGCUGUUAACAAAACAAUUAAUGAUACACGUUUUGACUCUGAGUCGAGAAAUAACAUCAAACUAACUCUGGCAACUCUAAAAAAGAUGGGAAUUAGGAUGCCAGUGGUGGAUAGAACUUUUGCAGCUUAUUUUAAAAGCGAAUGGAAAAGUACAAAGGAUGAGAAUGAGUACAACAAGAGACCUAUACCGGAGAAUCACGAAGCAGAAAGAUAUUAUCAAUCGAUUGAGCAAGCAAUGUCUACUUACAAUAGCGCGUUUAAUAGAUCUAGGCUUGGGCCUGCGAAAAUUAGAGAACUCAUGAUGGGAUUAGAAAGUUUACGAACAUUUCGCCAGUUGUUUAACACCGUGACAGCUCCAUUGUUUUGGAAGCAGCGAGUCCAGGGUUCUAUUAACUUAUUACUAGAAAACCAUUUAAAACUACCUCCUGUAUUCAGGCACUUAAAAAAGCUUGGAUUUUACACUGGACCUCCUAAUAGUAUCAUAGGCUCAUCUAAAAAUGGCCAGACGGACGAUGAUUCUUUCAUGGAGCCACUUGUUAUACAAGAUGACAUUGAUGAUCUUGAAUUAAAGCAGUAUGGAUCUUCUGGCUCUCAAAAUCAGUUAAAAAUUGCAAAUAUCUACACUUCAAAAGACCAUGAAAGUUUAAACGAAUUGCUAGAAAGUUUAAAGAAAGUUGAAACUAGUAUUGCAGGUGAAGAACUAACUCCACCAGAGUUAACUGUAAAUUUGCUAACGCAUCAACGUCAAGGCUUGCAUUGGCUGUUAAAAACUGAAAAAUCUAAAUUUAAAGGAGGAUUACUGGCGGAUGAUAUGGGUUUGGGUAAGACUGUUCAAACGCUUGCCUUAAUGCUUGCUAAUAGGUCGACAGAUGGGGAUUGCAUGACAAAUAUAGUUGUGGCCCCCGUCUCUGUUUUAAAGGUUUGGUAUGAUGAAAUCAACACCAAAAUAAAAAAAAGCACCCAUUUUAAGGUUCUAAUAUACGGUGGCUUUGGUGGUAAGAAGGUCAAGAAUUUCAAGGCUAUGAAGGACUAUGAUGUCAUUCUGGUUUCCUACCAAACCCUCGCGAUUGAGUUUAAGAAGCACUGGCCUAGAAGAUUACAGAAUGAUCCUGAUAAUGAAGAUGCAACUCCAGAGGUGGUUAGUAUCCAAGCGAUGAAUUCUCUGAAGACCAGAGAUGAAUAUUGGUCACCUUUUUUCAGUGAUGAUUCUGUAUUUUACCGUAUAGUUCUAGAUGAGGCCCAGAAUGUUAAAAAUAAGCAAACACAAGCCGCAAAAGCGUGCUCCACUCUAAGCGGGACAUAUAGAUGGGCACUUUCCGGUACUCCAAUUCAAAAUAACAUUUCUGAGCUUUAUUCCUUGAUUAGAUUCUUAAGAAUAGCUCCGUAUAAUAGGGAACAAAAGUUCAAAGAAGAUAUUGGUAACUCCCUAUCUGGUAAAGGAGAUAUGAAUGGCGAACAUACCAAAAGAGCAGUUAAAAAGGUCCAGGUACUACUAAGUGCUAUCAUGCUUCGUAGAUCAAAGAAUUCUACAAUAAACGGUAAACCUAUACUAGAAUUACCAAAGAAAUACCUGAAAAAUACAGAAGAUGUCCUGGAAAAUGAGGACCUGGAAUUUUAUCGAUCACUGGAGCAUAAGACUGCAUUAAAAGCCGAGAAGCUGUUAAAUAAUAGGAAAGCCGGAUCCUACUCAAGUAUUUUGACAUUAUUAUUGAGGCUACGCCAGGCUUGUUGUCACCAGGAGUUAGUGAAGUUGGGCGAAGCGAGAGCUCAAGGAGCAAAAAUCGUUAACGGUACGGAUUUUGAGAAGGAUUGGUUACGUUUGUAUAAAGUAGCCAAAAGGAUAACUGAAAUUGGUCAGGAGACUGUGAGACAAUGUAUCGCCUCGAUGACAUGUCCCUACUGUAUGGAGCAAAUGGAAUUAGACUCAUUAGCUGUCUUAACACCUUGCGGCCAUUUACUAUGUGAAUCAUGUGUUGACCCUUUCCUAGAAAAGGCUCGGGAUUCUCCACUUGUCUACAAAGGGCCCAGUGGCACACGUUCAUACUAUGUGCCUUGUCUAGUUUGUGAAAGAUCAGUAAAUGAUCAUGAAAUAAUAUCCUAUCAGUUAUACGACCAAGCUAUUAACCAGAAUCUUACUGAAGCAGACCUGAGGAUGGAAUAUGAACAGCAGAUGUCAUCUAGAAAACAGAACAUAAAGAACUGCUAUGAAAUAGACUUCGAGAAGCUGCAUCAAUCGAAAAAGGUUCAACAAUGUAUUAAUAUUAUCAAAUCUGUCAUAGAAAAUACAGAAGGCGAGAAGAUAGUGGUUUUCUCUCAAUUUACGACUUUCUUCGACAUACUACAACACUUCAUAAAGAAAGCCUUAAAUAUUAAUUUCCUAAGAUAUGAUGGCUCCAUGACAGGUGCUGCGCGAUCCGAGAUAAUAGAACGUUUCUAUAGAGAGGAUGACAAUAGAGUUCUUCUAAUUUCAAUGAAGGCUGGUAAUUCUGGGUUGACAUUAACUUGUGCAAAUCAUGUUAUUUUAGUCGAUCCAUUCUGGAAUCCUUACGUGGAAGAGCAAGCAAUGGAUCGCUGCUACCGAAUCAGUCAAGAAAGGGAAGUUCAAAUUCAUAGGCUGCUGCUCAAAAACACUGUCGAGGAUAGAAUCAUUGAACUACAGAAUAGAAAAAAGGCCCUGGUUGAAAGUGCCAUGGAUCCAACGAAAUUAAUGGAGGUCAACCGAUUAGGCCAUCAAGAAUUAGGUUAUUUGUUUGGCUUGAACUCUCUAAAUCAAUAG